This is a messenger RNA of Striga hermonthica, 354 nucleotides long. The record is from the annotation of a GenBank genome assembly. NCBI's taxonomy places the organism in Eukaryota, Viridiplantae, Streptophyta, Magnoliopsida, Lamiales, Orobanchaceae.
AUGGCAUCGAGGAUCGCUGCUAGAUAUAUCUCGCGCAGGUUCUCAAGCGGUGGAAAAGUCCUCAGUGAGGAGGAGAAGGCUGCAGAAAAUAUAUAUAUUAAGAAAAUGGAAAAAGAGAAGUUGGAGAAGCUCGCCCGUAAGGGUCCCAAAUCAGAUGAAUCUCCCGCAACUAGCACUGGAGGCUCGGGAUCUGUAGCUGAUGCUAAGCCGAAUGUUGGGCAGUCGUCCUCAGCUUCUGACGAGGCAGCUGACAGAGAUAAAGUUGCUUGCCUUGUAGGUAUUGUUGCCUUUCCUGCUGGCUAUGUGUGGUAUCGGCUUCAAAAGAAGAAACAACCUGAGGAGGUCCACGAUUGA